This is a messenger RNA of Chara braunii, 2935 nucleotides long. Lineage: Eukaryota; Viridiplantae; Streptophyta; Charophyceae; Charales; Characeae. The record is from the annotation of a GenBank genome assembly.
CCGAGGGCCAAGGCAGUGUCAUUAAUGUGGUUGAAGAUUUGAAGUCAUUGGCAAAUUUGGCAAAUUUGGUUGGUUAACACGUCGACUGGUUUGCACCAGCGAAUUAAAAGAGGAAAUGCAGGCUCCAAUCAUGGCGCUUGUGGCUGUGACAUCCAUUUUGUCGGCUGUUAGUGUCAUUAUUCUUUUCAAUGUUUUCAUAAUGUCGGGCACUAGUAGACGCAUCGCGUGGAAUGACAGCAGUCCCUCUUUCGACAAGGUAAGCGCCGUCCGCAACAGGCGACUCCAAGGACAACAAAAUUCCAUCCAGAUACUUGAUGAUGUUCUCAUCGCACACCACGGUGCUGUCGUUUCGAGAACCGAGAAACCUGCGGUGGGGACCGCCGCCUGUGCUAUCCAUGCUCUUACACUUUCCUUGGAUGAAAACACGAUCUACUAUACUGAAUCGUGCAGAGAGGCGGUCAACUUGAAUGGCUCCGAGUCGGCCAAUGCUACGCUCUACACUGACAGUGACAGGUCGACUGUGAAGAAGGCAGAGUGGAUAGCCGGCGUGAAGGGUUACAAAAUCUCACAGAUUGCUGAGCCAUGGGCCGCACAUACCACUGAGACCAGUACUAGAGGGAUUGCUAACAGCUCUGAGUCAGACUUGGGAGGACUGUGGGGACUGCUGACAUUGGAUGCCACACAUUUGCUUGUGUCCAGUAGGGACCACAAUGUUCUUUGCCGUAUGGAUGUCACUUCAGGGCAAUGCGAGAACAUAAUGAUGUUGACGUCGCCGAUGCAAAUGGCUAAACAUCCAACGGAUAAUCUCUUAUUCGUAUCGUUAACCGAUCGCAUUGUUACGGUCGACUUUCGUCAAUCUUGGUCUCAAACGAUCGUUACGAUACUCGCCGGUCCGACGACCAAUCAGGAAACACUGGGCUAUCAGGACAGUCCAUCCCGGGAGAUGGUACGGUUUGGUAGUCCUCUGAUCGACCCGCAAGCUGUCUCGCAGGAUGGGAGGUGGUUAUACGUCGCGGAUCAAGCGAACAAUGCAGUGCGGAAGGUGAGCACUUCCACAGGUGCGACAACCACUGCAGCAGGAGGCAGAAAUGCCACGAUAACUGCUGAUGGGGGAUUCAAUAGAUCGAGUGGCAUGGUUCUGACGUCAAACGGGUGCAACCUAUUCAUCUCUGAAGGCAGUGGAAGGCUCCACCUUGUAGCCCUCCAACGACCUUCGGGUUAUGUUGUUGGUAUCAAGACAGUGGCGAAUAUACGAAAACCGGACGGUUCACCGCAGUGGAUCAGCAGUAUGAUUCUUUCGAUGGACGAUCAGCGCUUGUUUCUCGCCACUAACGAUGGACAGAUUCUAAGUCUUCACUUCAAUGUUUCUGCACUUCAAGCCUGUGACAGCUGCAAUGCCACACAACUCACCACAGCAGGAGGCCCUGCCGCCGCUGCCGGUGCUCGAUACAAGAAAGCGGGUGCCCUUGUCGGCUUAGCAGUGGGGUUGGGGUUGUCCGUCUCGAUUCUGUGUAUAGUUGCUGGCGCUGCUGCGGCCGUGUUCUUCGGCAAGGCCCGAUGCUGCACCUACUACCAGAGAGGAUCGCAGACUGCACUCCCUGCCAAAAGCACACACCGGAGCGACGAGCGGAGUGAUGGAGCACAAGCUGGAACCGUUACAGAUGAAAACACGAUGAACGAUAACUUAAAACCAGGGCAGUGCCGCUCCUCGAUCUCUGUACCGGCUGUUUCACUGAGCGACAUAAUAAUUCCUGAGAGCACCGUUUCUCCCCGGACUGACGACAGUCGUAGUAGUAAGGAACCAUUGCUGGCGAAUAGCAUCUGGGAGUUUCCACUCAGCAUGAUGGAGUCAGUUCUGGCAGAUGAAUACACAGUGACUGUGAGGAGUGGUGGAUUUGGGGAUGUGUACAAAGCACGCAUGGAUAUAGGAGGGAAGCAAAUGGAUGUAGCCAUCAAGGUUAUGAGAGGAGAAAUCAACGAGCAAAAUUUCCGGCAGUUUAAGGCAGAGCUGAUUGCCCUCUCAAGUGCGAACCACAAAGCGAUCUGCAGGUUGUUAGGAGUCUGCACAGAGAGAGAUCGCUUUAUCCUUGUCUACCCGUUUGUAAAGGGUGGCUCCCUGUUUGAUAGAUUGCACAAUCGCAUGUCAGGGGCACGGGCAGGGGUAGGGGUAGGGGUAGGGUACUCGGAGCAGGGGCACCAGCAUGUGAGCAAGAUAGCAAGCUGCUUGCAGUACCUUCACCACGGAUUGCCACAGCCCAUCCUGCAUCGUGACGUGAAGAGCGCCAAUGUGUUGAUUGACAUAGACGGCAAGGCUGUUAAUGCAUAUCUCACUGAUUUUGGGGUUUCCAAGAUACGAGAGAAUGGACUCGGAGUUGGAAAACCAGGCUAUACAAGUCUGCCGACAUCGACUGUCUCCGGGACUCCAGGAUAUCUGCCGCCGGAGUAUGCUCAACAGCACAAGCUGACGAUGUCAUGUGAUGUUUUUGCCUUCGGUGUUGUUCUUCUGGAGCUUGUGACGGCUCAUGCGGCAUUCGUAAGAGGCAAGCCGCUGUACUUGUGGACACGAAAGCAGUUGGAAGGUACAAAGUUUAAGGGGGGGGUCAUAAUGGAUUCAAUUUGGCGACAGAGGGGUGGACCUACCAUCGAUCCCAACGUUCAUCAGGAACAGCGUCUGGGGGGUGCACUGCCAGCCUUCGCUCCUACUAAUAUUGAGACCAUCAUUGACCCAGCAUUGCCAGACAGAUGGGCCCAUUGGCAGAAAGAGAUGGCUAGUGAAGUUGUGAAUCUCGCACUUCGGUGCACAGAUUCUCUAUUGAAUAGGCCUUCAUCUAAAAUAGUGUCACAAGAACUGGAUAGGAUUAUCGCAAAUAGAAUGGAACGCCUCCAAGAAUAGAAUAGAAAGAAACGUCGAGCUAAACAAAUAGUCCGUCCCCGA